Molecule: messenger RNA, 2848 nt
Organism: Python bivittatus (Burmese python)
Lineage: Eukaryota; Metazoa; Chordata; Lepidosauria; Squamata; Pythonidae
Product: serine protease FAM111A-like
Biological process (GO): DNA replication
Cellular component (GO): nucleus; chromatin
Source: RefSeq, a predicted model, not a curated record
CCGCUAAACUUCUGGGCACAAAUUUCCGCCGCGGGAAAAGACGUUGAGGGGGAAGUUAGUUUGUGGAGCCCUUAUGGUUCUCUGAGCUUCGUUGUUUUCUUGCAAACUUUUCAUUACCCGGCUAGGUUUGCAAGAAAACUCAGAGAACCCCAAGGGCUCCACAGUUCAACCCUGAGCUACACAUAUUCGUUUCUAUUGGAAGUUAGUUUCUCUGCGCCGCCCCGCCCCGCCUUUCGAAAAAGUACAAGGAUGCGGUCGUUGCGCCAUUCUCCCCUUUUUAGAGGAUUCUGGAAGGUGAGCUACCGGCCUUCCCGUUGUCGUCUUCUGUUUCCAACCUUCGGCUGAGAGACAGCUCCCUUUACAGUUUACCUGCUCCAGUAAAGAUGGAACUGUUGAAAGAUUCUUACGCUGAUACAACCAGUGAUGGAAGAAGUAGAAAGAUCAAAGAAGAGAUACCAAUUAGUGAUGAAUAUAAUUAUCUGCCUGGAAACGAUCUUCCUGAGGAAGCUCCAACAAGCUACAAGGAUGCAAGCGAAGAAGAACGAGAAUUCACUGUGACAUUAGAUGACAGUGGGAAGAAGCACGUAGUGAGAGGCAGGCUCUCUGACAAUGUGCUUACUGCCCUCAAGGCUACUAACCAUGUUUGUGCCUGGAUGGACGGAAAGGAGACGGAAGAAUUCUACUUAAUAGAGAAGAAAAAGAGUGAUAAUAUCUGCAUCAAUCUGGGAAUGCCUUUAAAGUAUGUACCUGAAGGCUCACAAUAUGAAAUGAAGCAGUACAAGCUAAAGGAAGAUGAGAAAACUGACGAAUUAUGGUAUCGCCAAUAUGACAGUAGGGAAGAAGAAUGUAUAUUGUUCUAUGUUCGUGGAACCGGUUCUAGAAUGGGAACCUGUGGAGCACAAACCCGCAGGGUAAUUAGAUGCUCUAAGGUGCUUAAAGCACACUGCAUAUUUUGUGUCUUUGCCCCCAAAGGAGAAUCCAUAAGAGAUGCUGUGUGCAAUGAUGGCCGCUUUGUGCCGCUGCUAAAAGAAAUGGACUGGGAACUGACUGUAGGUGGAGAAACCAGGCAAAACAAUUAUUUAGUUGACAACUUACAGGGUAAGGUUUUUGAAAUUGAGGUGCAGACUAAGAGGGGUGCCAAACGCAGAGAUGGUCCAAAUAAGAAACAGAACCGUUUAGCUUCUUCCAAGGGCCAGCCGAAUGUUUUUAAAAAGCCACAGCAGCAGCCGCAGGACUUUGAGCAGGGCCAGCCGAAUGUUUUUAAAAAGCCACAGCAGCAACCGCAGGACUUUGAGCAGGGCCAGGCGAAUUUUUUUAAAAAGUCACAGCAGCAGCCACAGGACUUUGAGCAGGGCCAGCUGAUUCCUUUUAAAGAGCGUGUCCUGGUUUUGUAUCCUAAGCUGAUGGAGCUAAGACAAAUCACUGACGAUUUUUUAAAAUUGUUGAAAAAGGAUGACUUUGAAGUUUAUAAAAGACAGUUUGGCAAGGAGGUAAAUGAUUCUCUUUCAGUCAAUAUGAUGAGGACUCUUACUAGCUAUAGUAAUUCAGUUGGGCAUAUAGUAUCGAGCAGUAUAGCAAUGGAUUACGGAACUUGCUUUGUUCUCAGUGGUAGAUAUAUACUAACUUGCCACCAUGUAGUAAAGUUGAUAGUUGGAGCAGGAAUUGAAGAAAAGGACUGGGGAAACAGAAUUAAGCGGUUAGCCUGCGUGACUUUCUCUCAUGAAGACAAUCAUACUAAAGGAAACAGUUACUUCUUUUUUGAGAACUGGUUUGAAAUAUCAGAUGAGGAUCUUGAUUUUGCUAUCCUGAAAUUGGAAGAAAAUGAAAGUCCUCUUCCACCAGGAUUGCUCCAAUUACGUUUCCCACUACCACAAGACGGUAUCAUUUUUAUCAUAGGUCACCCAGAUGGAAAAAUCAAGUCUGUGGAUAUCUGUCUUGUUAUCAGUAUAUUUGAACGCUCCCGUAAAUUGAAAGAUCGUUAUGAGCAAGGCCAGAAAAUUGAAUGCAGCAACGCUGUGUGUGGUUACCUUAGAGAGUCAAGAUGUAUCCAUAAGUUUAUGCCAGAAGAUUUUGAAAGAGUUCGCAAUGAUCCUAAUAUUGUCAGUUACGAUACCUCUUUUUUUUGGGGAUCAUCAGGUUCACCUGUGUUUAACAAACGUGGUGAGCUUGUUGCUUUGCACACUGGUGGAUUUGCUUAUAAAAUGGGAAACAGAGAGGAUGGCCUAAUUGAAUAUGGCCAUUCAAUUCAUUCAAUCCUUUUGAAAAUUGAAUCCAAAUUUAAAACUUUGUAUGAUGCUAUAAUCGCUCCUCCUCCUUUGACUGGUUCUAAUGCAAGGGAAAAUAGCUUACAUGUUAAUACAUCUCUGAAUGAGACACAGGAGAAAAUGGAUACCAGUUAAUAUUGUUAAAGUUCAACCCACUUGUCCCCCAAAAAUGAAAUUGUAUGAAGGAAAAUUAUUUGCCAAAGUUCUGCUUUCUUUGGAGUUAUAACAGUUUGUAAUAGUUACAUUUAUUUUCAAAUAUGUAGGCUGAGCAUAGUGGCCACUCUACAUUAAAUUCUCUAACAGAUGCCUCAAAGUUUAGUGCUCUCCAUUGCAUUUUUAGAGCUCCCAGUAGCAUAAAUUCUUUUGUAGUCGUGUCUCUGUAUCCCAGCUAUCUGUACUUCUUCCUUUAUGCAAAAACUAAAUUAUCAUAUUUGAGAGAGAAGAAGAAUGGAACUAAGGCAGGUUCCCAUUAGUGACUUACAACAUUUUCUAAUACCAUCCAGUCAUUACUUGUUGUUCAGUCAUUAAGUCAUGUCUGACUCUUCAUGACCCCAUGAACCAUAUUGCGGCAGGCCUUCCUGUCC